Exophiala xenobiotica is the source of this 1425-nucleotide messenger RNA. RefSeq lists its product as uncharacterized. The record is from RefSeq and is a predicted model, not a curated record. Gene Ontology annotation, cellular component: nucleus. Lineage: Eukaryota; Fungi; Ascomycota; Eurotiomycetes; Chaetothyriales; Herpotrichiellaceae. The transcript has 2 exons. Gene Ontology annotation, molecular function: zinc ion binding; DNA binding. The coding region runs from base 1 to 1425 and encodes 474 amino acids. Gene Ontology annotation, biological process: DNA-templated transcription.
AUGGAAGUCCUCAGUCAGUGGGCCAACAUGGUUCCUCAAAUGCCGCCCGAAAUGAUCAGACCCAAAGCAAGACAGUCGAAAAUGGCAGUGGGCCCCAAGAACCGGAAAUGUCACCAGAAAAGUCCUCUUUCUGGGAUGUGCGAACGCUGCAUGGCUCCCACUUCCCACCUGACACCGCAUCUGAGUCGAUAUAUCGUCAAUGGCCUGAUGGCACAAGGCGAACGACUCGAUUUGCCUCGAGUUCCCUUGCAGAGCACCCGUUUGGCCGAUGCCGCAAAUCAGAGGCCGGAAGAAAACACGCCGGUCUUGUUACAUGUCGAUCAUCCUCCUCCCUCUCUCAUGCCGAAGUGUAGCACUCGAUGCAAUUCCCGGUCAGAAGUUAGCAAAUUGUUAUCUCACAAACAGCGCGAGCACUUGAAGGUCCUCUUUUCCGGAUUUGUUCAGCAAGCCUUCCCAGUACUGCCCGAAAGCGUGCAGCAUAAGAUCCUUGAAGGCGAUGGUCAGCAAGAUAAUGCAUCGUUGGCAUUGGCUGCCUCCUUAUAUGCAACAGCUCUCCCCUUCGCGAUGCACGAUGACCAUCUCAGCGCCACCCUCACCGAUGUUUCGGAUAAGCGAGAACAGCUUUACUCAAUUGCGGUCACAGCUAUUCUGGAAGAAGCUCAUCGUUCCACCAUAGAACUUUUGCAAGCAUGUCUCCUCCUGCUGCAGAAGGGUCCUCCUGCGCAGCAUUGCGGAUUGACCCCAGCAUACGCCUGGUUGACAUCUAUGGCGGUAACAAUGGCGAGAUGUCUUGGUCUGCAUUACGACUGUAGUAAUUGGAACAUACCCCUGGCCCACAAGCAACUCCGUACGCGCCUAUGGUGGGCAACUUUUGUCAUGGAUAUCUGGGUAAGUCUGGACUCGCCAGGCGGACGAUCGAUCGGUCCUGAUGAAGAUACUGCAGGUGAGAUUGAUAUCAUCAGCAACGAUUCGAGGCACUUUUAUCACCUCCUCGAUAUCACCGCCUUCUGUCACGAAUACAUGAAGCGUAUUGCACUACCUAUUCAGACUCAAGGCACCACAAGCCCCAUUUUGCCGGACGCUCAAAAGUCGGCUGCAAGAGCCAUAAUGACGGGCUCGAUCAAUUCUGUCCGGGAAGCUGUGCAAUCACUGGAAAACAUGGUGACUGUGGUUGGACCAUGGAACGCAUUCUGGCAUUCGUGGUCUCAAGGCAAUUUCGCCAUUGUUAGCAUGUUUCUUGUCCAGCUUCGUUAUGUGAGCGCAGCUCAGGAUUUCCAACCUGGAAUGAACACCGAAGUCUCUGGUCUGAUUUCUCGUUGGAAACAUGCCACACGCAUCGGAGCCGGCAAUGGAGGCUGGGGCCACUCGUUGAUGAGUCUGGCUUUGAGCAGACUAGAACCGCUCCUGAACCGGUCUCCGCCAUGA